AGCUAAAGCUGACCCCGUCCUAUUGUCAAUCCAACAUGUAGUGGAGCCGCCUUCUCCCCUGCCCCUCUCCAAUCUCCACCAUUGCUUGAAAAGAGUUGAAUUUAAAACAGUUUCCACGGAAAUCGAGCCACGCAUGAUUGUCCAAAUCAAUAUAUAGGCUGGUUAAACAUUACAAUUCCUUCUCGCCCGUAAAUCAAUGGUGCUCUCUGUUAGUUCAACUGUUACCAUCUAAUCGUACUCCUAAAAUUAGUGGAAAAUCAAAGAUAAAAAAGGGAACAUAUUAACAAAAUACAUACUUUUGGCAGAGUCUCAAGGUUUUCAGCUUCUUCAAGUUUGCUUGCAAUUUCAAGAUGAUACAAUCAUUUGGAAAAGCUCUCGCCAAAAAGACCAUGGAGAUUGUAGUAGAAAAUUGCAUGGGAGGGAGCAAUGUGGACAACAUGCAAACGCUGAAAAGAAAUUGGCAAGAGUUGAGCUGCAAAGCAUCAGAUGUCAAAGAGGAAGUGAAGAGAGAAGAAAUGUCAGGUAAAACGAAAAGGAAAAUUGAAGUUGACAAUUGGUUAAAGGAGGUUAAAUAUUUAAAUCCUGAAAUCGAUGGACUGGAAACAAGAAGAUCAUCUUGGAGGCUUCCAUUGAAGGAGGAUCCUGUGCGGAAGCUGCAAUUUCAGGUGAAAGAACUUAUUGAUCAGAGCUGUCACUUCAAUGGGCUUGUGCUCCAUGCUUAUGACAACAUUGUGGAGCCAUGCUUGCCAACCAUAUUGUUUGGAGAAAAGGUCAAACAAAAUUUGGAGAGAAUUUGGCCAUGCUUGGUGACCGAUGACAUAUCAAGCAUUGGAAUUUAUGGGAUGGGAGGAGUUGGCAAGACCACAUUGGUGAAGCACAUCAAUUACUAUCUUCUACAAAAAGGUUAUCAAGUUCUUUGGGUGACAAUUUCUCAAGAGUUCAGUAUUAAGAGUUUGCAAGAAAAGAUUGCCAAUGUCUUAGGUGUUUGUUUAUCAGAUAAGGACGAUGAAGUAGUAAUGGCAUAUGUAUUGUAUGGGGCAUUCAGGAGAUUGGAGAAAUUAACAGUGCUCAUAUUGGAUGAUGUUUGGCAACAGUUUUGUUUACACAGGGCAGGGAUUUCUCUUGAUGCAAACAAGUGCAGGUUGAUAUUGACUACUCGCUCACUAGAAGUGUGUGACAGGAUGCAGUGUCAGAGAAUAUUUGAAGUGAAAAUUCUGGAUUCAAAUGAAGCUUGGGAAUUGUUCAUGUAUACACUAGGAGACAAGAAAGUGCUUCAUAUAGAUGUGGAAGAGAUUGCCAAGUCUGUCGCCAAAAGGUGUGCUGGUUUGCCUCUUGGUAUCGUCACUGUGGCUGGGAGCAUGAGAGGUGUUACUGACAUAUGUGAGUGGAGAAAUGCAUUGGAACAAUUGAAUUCAUGUUCAAUAGGGCAUGAUGAGAUGGAACGCGAUGUUUUUUCCAUCCUUGAGUGGAGUUUUGACCGAUUAAACAAAUAUGAACAGAAAUGUUUCCUGUAUUGCUGUCUUUAUCCAGAAGAUUGCAGGAUAGCAAGAGAGGGAUUAGUAAAUCUCUUCAUUAGGGAAGAGUUGAUGCCUAAACGAAGCUCAAGGUUAGCAGAAUUUGAUCAAGGUCAUAAGAUAUUAAACAAACUAGUAAAAGUUUGCUUGCUGGAAGAAACUACAGAUGACAGGGGCAAUGAGUGUGUAAGAAUGCAUGAUUUGAUAAGAGAUAUGGCAUUAAGGAUCGCCAGUGGAAACUCUACUCUAAAGAUCAGCGGAGAUGUACCGAGGUUCUUGGUGAAGAGCAUACGAAUCGGAAAUUCCAGAGUGGCAUUCGAAGAAAAAGAAUGGACAGAAGAUCUCCAUGCAAUUUCCAUCUAUUCAAUUGGAAGUGCAAUAGAAAUUCCACCAGGCAUGUCACCAAAGUGUCCCAAGCUCUCAACCUUGCUUCUUCGUUCGCUACACAUAGGAAGAAUUCCAAAUACAUUCUUUAAGCACAUGUCUGGACUUAAGGUUCUAGAUCUAAGACACAAUAGAUUAAUAAAAGAGCUGCCUGACUGUGUUUCAAACCUGGUGAGUCUCACUGCUUUGGUGUUGCAGAAUUGUAUCCACCUCCAAUCUGUGCCACCAUUAGGAAAUCUUACACAAUUGAAGGAAUUGGACCUAUCUGGGUCUGGAAUUGAGGAUUUACCUCAAGGCUUGAAAUCAUUGGUCAACCUGGAAAGGCUGGACAUGCUCAAAUGCCAAAAUCUUCAAAGGGUGAUAAUACCAAAAGGGACAUUUUCUGAAUUGAGUUGUCUCCAACAGCUAGGAUUGGAUCCCUACUAUUUUGUACAAGUUAAUGAUCCAGAAGUGUCAAACCAAUUAGAAGUAUUUACUGGAUGCUUACCAUUUAAUGACUUCUAUGAAAUCUCUAGGUGGCCAAAACAUUAUACUGUUGAAUUCAAUGAGUUUUUACCUGAGGAUGGGUACUUUGAUCAUGAUGAUGAAUACAUUAAUGGUCAUUCUCAAGAGCUGUUGGCUUUCCGUCAGUGUAACUUCUGGAGAGGAUCGAAUAAUCCUGUUCUACUUCUGCCAAAUAAUGUCAAGCAUCUAAGACUUGUGAAAUGUGUUUGCUUGGGCAAUAGGUGCCUGUCAGAUGUUUUUAAGAACUUUACAAGUUUGAAAGACUUGUCUUAUUUGAGCAUUAUUGAUGUAGAUGACAUCGAGUUCCUCUUGAAAUUGCCCUCUCCUCCGCCUCCUCUUCAUGAUCAGUUGGUAGUCUCCUGUUUUAAUCCACUACAAAAUCUACAAGAGCUAAAACUCGUAGACUUGCCGAAUCUGGUUGAUCUCUUAUAUUGGGAAUCAGAACCAUCUUUUCUGCCACCUGCCACCUUUUCUUCCCUUGCCUGUAUCAUGAUUUCAAAAUGUCACAAGUUGAAGCAGCUGUUCACUGUGCAGCUGCUGCAAGGCCUUCAAAAUCUUGAUGACUUAUAUGUUGAUGAUUGUGAAGGACUGGAAGAGAUAGCAGAGGAUGAUGACGGAGUAGGACGUGGAGGAGAAGGAAUUCAAAGUGAAGCCACCACCACUGUCAUACUCCCGAAGUUAAGGCGUUUGUAUCUGAAUCGGCUUCCAGAACUGAAUCACAUCUGGAAUGCAGCCAAGAUUUGCAAAUCACUUCAGUAUAUUAAUGUACGUGACUGUCCAAAGGUAAGGAGGCUGCCUUUGUUUCUUCCCACUACCACUGCACUGCCAUCUCCUCCCAACCCUCUUAUAGAAAUCUAUUGUGACCAAGGAUGGUGGCAAUCGUUAGUCUGGGAAAAUCCCAAUGACAAAGUUUCCCUUAAACCAAUUUUUUCAAAAGAAAAUGAAGAAUGAAUUGGAAGACCCUCUGUUUGAUCAAAUUCUUCACUGGUUGACAUGUAAGUGUUUUUAUCCCUUUCCUCUAGUGUUACCAAAGCAUCCCCUUUUCUUUUAGCUCCCCCAAAAUGAAUUGCUUGUAUAGGAAUCAAUGCUAACUCUUCUCUUAUUGAGUUCAACUUUUUCUCUGCCAACUACCUUCUUGAGGUGCUCAGCUGCUUACACCCUUUUUUAAAUUAAGUAAUGUAAUUUACUACGUAUAUUGUUUUACUUCUCUUUUUCAUGCCUUUUGAUUUCUGUGAAUCUAAUUAUUUUUUUUCUUGUUUUUUGAAUUCAAUGUCAUUAUUAAAUUGUAAAGUGAAUGAGCUGAAUUUUGUGUUCUUUUCUCUUUUUUUUUUUCAUUCCCUGCAAUUGAAGGUUGUCUUGUUUUCCCCUUUCUCUGAAGAGGCUUUCCAGAUAAAGCUGUAAGGUAUAUAUGUUUACCAAUGCCUGUAUUCCAAAUGUUUUACUGAAAACCAAAUAAGUUAAAAGGCUAGCUUUUUUCCUAAUUUCCUAUGCGGAUUGAAGUUCUAGACAUGUUCAGGGAGCGUUGGAAGAAAGCUUUCAACGGAGAAAGGCGAAGAAGGCCUCCUUCUGGGGGGCCCGAGCCGGAAAUAGAAUGCAAAGUAAUUUACAUGAUUGUAAUAAUUUCGAUACUGCCAUGUAUAAAUUUCCUUUGUAUGUCUGACUGUUGUAAUGAAGUGUUACUGUCAAUUUUUCGUAGGUUAAAGCUUGCUAUUUCUAGGUAGAAAGGAAAAAAAAUUGCUGCUGCAAUAGAGGUGAAGUUGCCAAAAAAAAAAGUAUAACUUGAAGCCUUAUCUACCAGCAUGAAAUAUACUUUCAUUAUAUGCUUCUUCCUUAGCUGUAUUACAGUUGCGGUUUUGUGUCAUGUCUAGCAUUCUAUUCCUAGCUAGUUGAUGUUUUUCCUAUACUUGCUUGGAAUUGGAGUAGUCAUACUACUUCUGACUAUACCCGGAAUAUUAGUGAAACUGUUUUGGGGUAUAAUGCCAAAAGUUUUAGAGUUAGAUUCUACUCCAACUUUGUGAUUUCACUCUAUCAAUUCAAACCCUUUCAUUAUCUAAGAUUUUUCCUGUUUUCCAUUUCGAGAAACUAUAACAUCAAUUGCACUGAUAAUUCAUUAUCUGAAUUCUUUUGAUUGGGAAUGGGAUUGUACAUGCAUGUUGAAGAGUGAUCAGAAUAACAUUUGAAUCCUUUCUGGAGUUAAGCGUUUAGAUUUAAAAUUAAUCGACAUAACAAAAUCUUACAUGAACUUCUCUAUGUGACUUGAGCUUUUCUAUCUGUUCUUUGGCAGCAGUCAUCUAUGAACAUAUCAGACCUGUAUGGAAUGAUAUUUUUCUUUUAAAAAAACAGAUGGAAGAAAAACCUCAGAUGGAGUUUCCUCUUGCAAAAGACAAUGCAAUUGUAUGUCAUCUUAUAUGGUGUUGACUUCUGUAACAAAAAAGCAGAGUAUGUUUGAGAUGGCAACUAGCUAAUGCACAGUCAUGCAAUAUAUGAAGAAGCAAAAUUUGAGGUCAGUAACUUUUGGGAAAAGAAUAUCAGAACUUGUAAAAUAGCUGGCUGAAGUCUCAAGAUGACAGCCUAGAGGACGUUUAGUUAUAUUAUCUGUCAAAGGAAGUGAAGAAGUGGAUGGCGCAAUUGAUCUAGUUUUGUUGCAUGAAGAAGCAGAAACAAAAUGACCAGAAGGCCAAGGUGCUGCAACAUUGUCAUUGAGAUCGCUGGUAAAUCCAAUGCCUGAAAUUUUAUCAAAUGUUACACCCAAUGGCAAGCUAGGCAAGAGAAAAGCAGAAUCUAGAGAAUAUAUAAGUAGUAAACUAGUCAAAGAUAAGACUAAAUUGACGUUCAUUGUGGAUCAAGAAUCAAAGCCCUAGAAUUUCAAAGUACUAAAAGCAAGAAUUUAAGCCAAUCUCAAAGGGAGAUUUAUCACAGAAAAUAUCCUCUUGAUGCAUCAACUAGUGAGGAAUUAUGAUUGAAAAUGGGUAAAGCUUGAUGUGUGGUUAAAAUUGACAUGGUGAAAGCUUAUGAUUCUGUCAGAUGGGACUUCUUUAUUCUGCGUUCUAGAGGUUCUGCAUUUUCCGUUUAUCAGUUGGGCCAGAUGCUGUGUGACAACUGCAAAAUUUUCAUUCAAUCUCAAAGGCUUUCUGGUCGGUGAUUUUUCAAGCAGUAAAGGGUUGAGACCGGGGGAUCCCAUCUCCCCUUACCUAUUUCUUAUUGUCAUGGAGGUGUUCUCUCAGUUGUUUGAUGAUUAUAUCACUGCAGAUGCAUAUGAUUUUUAUCCUAGAUGUGCUGAGCUUGGGAUUUCACAUAUUUCCUUUGCAGAUGAUCUAUUUGUUAUGGCCUCUGCUGCUCCUAAAUCAUUCGAAUGAUUAAGAAGACCUUAGCAGAAUUUUCAGACAUGCCUGUCCUUAUUCCAAACCUGUCUAAAUCUGAAAUAUUUUUAGCUGGAGUGGGGGAGGAGCUUCAGAAGAGGAUUGGUGAAGAUCUGGCUAUACCUAUUGUAACUCUAGCUGUAAAGUAAUUGGGGGUCCCCCUUAUUUCUACUAGAUUAACUAUGCAGGAGUGUCAACCUUUCUUGACAAAAUGAUGAAAAGAAUCCAGAACUGGGCAGUCAGGAAGCUAUCUUAUGGAGGAAGACUCACUCUUAUUAGAACUGUGCUUAACAGCAUAUUUGUAUACUGGGGCAGUAUAUUCAUAUUAUCCUCUGCUUUUGUAAAGAAAUUAGAGAGCUUGCUGAAUUCUUUUUUAUGGUCAGGUUUUGAGCUCAAGCAUUCUAAAACUAAAGUUGGCUGGAGGGAAUCCUGUCUACCAUUGAAGAAGGUGGUUUGGAAUAAAGCCUUGGUGCUCAGGCACAAUUGGGAUAUCUUUCACAAGAAAGAUUCCCUAGGGAUAAGUUAUUUAGCUGUAUCCAGCAAGCUAAGGUUGAUAGUAUCAUCCACAGUGGAUGGUUGGAAAUGGUUCAGAUGAAUCCUAUGAAUGUUCAGUGAGAAAAAUAGCUUUUGCUGCUGUUGUUUAUGAGCUGUGGCAUUAUAGGAAUUUAAAGGUAUUCCUGAAUAUCCUAUUCCCACCUGCUAUGAUUACUGAAAGAAUUAUGGCUGAUAUAGGGGCUGGAUGGGAGAUUUCAAAGGCUAAAUCUAAUGACUGCAUUAUGCUCGGCCACAGUCCAUGUUUGUUAAUGGAAUAUAUACUUUGGAACUUGUACAGACUGUUUUUCUUAACAUUUCCUGCAAUGGAUGAGGGAUCCCCUCCACUUGUG
Molecule: messenger RNA, 6645 nt
Organism: Coffea arabica (coffee)
Lineage: Eukaryota; Viridiplantae; Streptophyta; Magnoliopsida; Gentianales; Rubiaceae
Source: RefSeq, a predicted model, not a curated record